GUUUAUUGGGGAGGCAUGGCGCGGGCUCGCCGUCGCACAGUCUCGCGCCGCCGCGGCCAGCCGGCGCAUCGGUGCAACGGGAUGCAUUCGUAUUCGCGUUGAGGGUGUAGCGCGAUACACGCGUACCAUAAACUAACGUUCCCAUGUGUGCUAUAGAUCAGUGAGAUGCCGCAAACGGAUUGCUCGGUUCAAGUUUCGAUAACAGUGCAACCGAAUCGCAAUAAAUUGCAAGUGUUUGUUGACGUUUUCAUGAGUAACAGUAGCAGCUCAGGGUCGGGCGCCGCGCCGCCGCACGAGCCGGACCCGGACCUCGACUCGAUGCACAUGAUGCUGGACCCGCACCUGCGGCCCAUCUCGCCGGACCUCGCCAACGAGGAGUCCAAGCGGAUAUUCGAGGAGCACAAGCAGCUAGCGCAGGAGUACCUUAAGAUACAAACAGAAUUAGCAUACCUCAGCAAGCACAAGACAGAAUUAGAGGAGAAUAUGGAUGACGACGAGUUACGGCAGAAGAGAGAGAUUAUACAACUGGAGAAUGAGAAGGACUCACUAAUAAAACUGUACUGCACGUUGAAGAAGCAAGUGGCUCGCGCUGAGAACGAGAGCUGGCUGCUCGCUGAGGACGCGCCGCACGAGUGACACUCACACCACACACUCACACUCACACUUUCACUAAACACAUUGGGUAUAACACUAAAUGUUUGGAAUUACACUAAGGUAGACGACUAUUUUAUUUGGUAAAACGCGGGGCUUUAGGAGUGUUUGUUUAGGUUUCUGCAUAAAAUAUCAGAUUUUAUUUUUUUAUUUGCAUAAAAUAAUGUAUUCAUGGUUGAUCGUUAAUAAAAAAUGAUAUAAUCAAAGUCCGAUUGUCAUAGCUUUUCAGUUAAGUACCAGAAAAAUAUAAAUAUAGAUUGUGAGAUAGUAAAGGAGUUUAGAUGAAAUAGAUCGUACAAAUGAUAAGAUAAUAUCAAAGACAAUAAUUAUUCAGUGCAAUGGGGUUGGAGAUUUGAUAUUUUAAUAUAAAAUUUUCACGGUCAUACGGUUACUAGGACUUGGAGUGAAGUAAAUUUUAAUGUUAAGAAAUUCCGAAAUCUCUCAUUUAGUUUGAAUCCAUUUUAAAACAUUUGAAUUUAGUUUGAAUUGUUAUUUUAUUUUCAUUAUGCUACAAAUUUUAUUCUAGGCAAAACUAGAUUAUGUAGUACUUUCAAAAAACCUGCCAAUUGUGUAUAAAUUUCUUUAAACAUUAUGAAACAACUAUUGUUUUUUAUCCUUUUACUAAACAUUACAAAUAAAGAUCGAGUUUAGUGUGAGUUCGCGACGACCAA
Zerene cesonia (dogface butterfly) is the source of this 1322-nucleotide messenger RNA. RefSeq names its product mitogen-activated protein kinase kinase kinase 7-like. Gene Ontology annotation, biological process: positive regulation of canonical NF-kappaB signal transduction; JNK cascade. Bases 166 to 636 code for a protein of 156 amino acids. The record is from RefSeq and is a predicted model, not a curated record. The transcript has 4 exons. Gene Ontology annotation, molecular function: magnesium ion binding; MAP kinase kinase kinase activity. NCBI's taxonomy places the organism in Eukaryota, Metazoa, Arthropoda, Insecta, Lepidoptera, Pieridae.